ACAAUUAUACCAUUGAUUAAGUAUGUUUGCAUUGUAAUCUGGGCUGAUUAUGAUUGUGAGGGUGGAACUUUCUCUUUAUACUCGUCAUCAAGUCGCAAGUUCGUUCAGACUUGUCUACUUGUUUUGGUCUUUUUUGGUGCUUCUACGAUGAUAAGCGAUGGUCUAUUGACUCCUGCUGUGACCGUGAUUUCCGCUAUUGAGGGAAUUGUUGUACCUGCACCAAGCUUAAAAGUUGCUAUUGUUCCCCUUA
This is a messenger RNA of Racocetra persica, 250 nucleotides long. NCBI's taxonomy places the organism in Eukaryota, Fungi, Glomeromycota, Glomeromycetes, Diversisporales, Gigasporaceae. The record is from the annotation of a GenBank genome assembly.